This is a messenger RNA of Mercurialis annua (annual mercury), 1711 nucleotides long. RefSeq names its product beta-glucosidase 12-like. Gene Ontology annotation, molecular function: beta-glucosidase activity. Gene Ontology annotation, biological process: carbohydrate metabolic process. Bases 26 to 1561 code for a protein of 511 amino acids. The transcript has 13 exons. The record is from RefSeq and is a predicted model, not a curated record. Lineage: Eukaryota; Viridiplantae; Streptophyta; Magnoliopsida; Malpighiales; Euphorbiaceae.
GCCAAUAUUGGCAGAAAAAUCAAAGAUGGCAAUUACAAGUUAUAUUUUGCUUAGCCUGCUACUUGUGCUGGGCUUAGUAGAGACUACUAGUGUAGCUUUUUCAGGCAACUAUGAUCCUGUUUCUCUUAACCAGAGCAGUUUUCCGGCAGGUUUUCUUUUCGGGACCGCAUCAGCGGCUUACCAGUAUGAAGGUGCAGCAAAUGAAGGUGGUAGAGGACCAAGUAUUUGGGAUACUUACACUCAUAGAUAUCCAGGUAAAAUACUGGAUGGUAGCACUGGAAAUGUGGCUAAUGAUGCAUAUCAUAAAUACAAGGAAGAUGUUGGGAUUAUGAAAGAGAUGGGCUUAGACGCUUACAGAUUUUCUAUAUCAUGGUCUAGAAUAUUGCCAAAAGGCAAACUAAAUGGAGGAGUGAACAAAGAGGGUAUCAAAUACUACAACAACCUCAUCAAUGAGCUUCUAGCCAAUGGCAUUAAACCCUUUAUAACUCUCUUCCACUGGGAUCUUCCCCAAGCUUUAGAAGAUGAAUAUGGUGGGUUUCUUAGUUACAAGAUUGUGGAUGAUUUUCGAGACUAUGCAGAGAUAUGUUUUAAAAAAUUUGGAGACAGAGUGAAGCAUUGGAUCACAUUAAAUGAACCAUCGAGCUACAGUAAUGGUGGAUAUGCGAUGGGAUAUCUUGCACCAGGUAGAUGUUCGAGUUGGCUACAAUUGAAUUGUACAGGCGGCGAUUCAGCAACCGAGCCAUACAUUGUAACUCAUAAUCAGCUUCUUGCUCAUGCUGCUGCAGUCAAAUUAUACAGGGCAAAUUAUAAGGCAAAGCAGAAGGGGAUAAUAGGGAUUACUUUAGUAUCACAUUGGUUCAUACCCUACUCAAAUGCCAAGCAUCACCAAAAUGCUGCAAAAAGAGCUAUUGAUUUUAUGUUCGGAUGGUUUAUGGAUCCGAUAUCAAAUGGCGACUAUCCGCACACAUUAAAAUCUCUUGUUGGAAAUAGAUUACCAAAAUUUUUAGAGGAGCAAUCCAAAAUGGUUAAAGGGUCAUUUGAUUUUCUUGGAUUGAACUAUUAUACUGCUAAUUAUGCAGCAUAUGUACAUUACUCUAAUGCUAUUAAUGCUAGCAUUUUAACUGAUUCUCGUGCCAAUCUAUCAAGUGAGCGCAAUGGAAUUCCAAUUGGCCCUAAGGCGGCUUCAGAUUGGCUCUAUGUUUAUCCAAGGGGAAUUAGAGAUCUUUUGCUCUACACCAAAAAUAAGUACAAUAAUCCACUUAUUUACAUCACUGAAAAUGGAAUUGACGAGGUCAAUAAUGCUGCAACUUUAACACUUGAAGAGCAACUUGCUGACAAUAUGAGGAUCGAUUAUUACUAUAGCCAUCUUUCUUUCCUUAAAAAAGCUAUCAAGGAUGGUGCGAAUGUGAAGGGGUAUUUUGCAUGGUCAUUACUGGAUAAUUUUGAAUGGAGUAAUGGCUACACUGUCCGUUUUGGAAUCAAUUAUGUUGAUUUUAAAGAUGGAUGUAAGAGAUAUCCCAAACUUUCAGCUCACUGGUUCAACAAAUUCCUCAAGAAAUAGAUUAGAAUAUCUGUAGUAUUUUAUUGCGAAGUUUGUUUUUAGACAUUUAUGAAAACUUAGCAACGGUAUUUUACUGGCUAAUAAUAAAAACAAAUAAAGGUACAAUUAAUGUAUUGUCUUCCAGUAAUAAUGCAGAAGUCACCUUUUAUA